Molecule: messenger RNA, 4862 nt
Organism: Eublepharis macularius
Lineage: Eukaryota; Metazoa; Chordata; Lepidosauria; Squamata; Eublepharidae
Product: tyrosine-protein phosphatase non-receptor type substrate 1-like
Exons: 7
Coding region: 1-1521 (506 amino acids)
Cellular component (GO): plasma membrane
Source: RefSeq, a predicted model, not a curated record
AUGAGCCUUGCGGGUUACUAUCCUAAGAAGAAUGACAAACGCUUUGGGAAACGUACUGAUAACCAAUUCUUCAUUUUGAUUGCAGGUGCCACAGCCCAGGAGCUGGAGGUGAUGCAGUCCCAGGGACCAUUAAUGCUGACCGCAGGAGAGACCCUCACUCUGAAUUGCACAUUGAUUGGGUCCGGUCCACCAGGAGGUGUGAGAUGGUACAAAGGCUCGGACAGAAACCAGCCUCCCGUUUACAAUGAUAAAGGAGCAUCUUUGCCCCGAGUAGAAAGGGUACAAUCCGGAUCAAACACCGACUACAGCAUUCGCAUCAGCAGCAUCCAGCCCAAGGAUGCCGGGACCUACUACUGUGUGAAAUACAAGGCAGCAUUCCAGGAAACGGAAUUUAAAGCGGGAAAGGGCACCGAGGUUUCUGUGAUUGCCACACCCUCCCAGCCCUCCAUCGCUGGCCCUCCAAGCAGGGUGGAUUCAGGGACCUCGAUGCCUUUCAACUGCUCCUCAGACGGAUUCUUCCCCCGAGACAUCGAACUCACCUGGCUUAAGGAUGGGAGGCUCAUCCAAGCCUCCCAUACUGUUAUCCUGCCACCGGGAGAGAGCAUUUCCUACAACAUCGUGAGCACUGUGCAGGUGUUCCUCACGGAGAAGGAUGUGAAGUCGGAGCUCACCUGUCAAAUCCAGCACAGCACCUUACGCGGCCGCUCCCUGAGGCAGAGCUUUAAACUUGGGGAUGUCCUACGAGUUGCCCCCAAGGUGUCAGUGGAGUCUGGGCAGCAACUGGAAGUUACCGUGAACCAAGUGGUGACAAUAUUGUGCAGCGCAAAAGGUUUUUACCCCAACGACACAAGGCUGGUCUGGAGGGAGAACGGCAGCGAGACAGAUCUCGGAAUGGCUGAGUCCGCGACCCAGGACUGGGAUGGGACGUUCUCCGUGAAGAAUUCCCUGAAAGUGAAUGCAACGGAGGAGAGGAACCACUCUGUACUCACCUGCCAUGCCAUGCGCAAUUCCCAGUCUUAUGAUCAUGUCAAUGUGACGCUGAGAAUACUCCGAGAAGGAAAAAGCGAAACCCAUGAAGCAAAUCAAGAUAACUUCUUUACGAAACAUGCACCUCUCUCAUACGUCGGUGUACUGAUUUCCGUGCUCAUACUUCUCUUGGUGGCUGCCAUCCUCUACUUUGUGUGGGCCAAACAGAGGAAAGGUAAAGGGUCUACAUCUGUAAGGUUAACUGAGCCUGAGAAGACUUCUGGAGGUACAAAUCAGGAGCCGGAUCCCAACAACGUUACAUAUGCAGACUUAAACUUUGACAAACCCCCCAAAAAGAGUCCCCGCCAAGUGAUCGAGGUCAGCCCGAAGUCGGAAUAUGCCAGCAUCCAAACUGCCCAGCCAGUGACCAACGACGACAAUGUUACCUAUGCAGAUUUGGACAUGGUACACCUAAGCAAAGCACCCAAGAGACCUGCGCCGAAGCCCGAGGAGGCCAGCUCAGAAUACGCCAGUGUGCAGGUACAGAACAAGUGAGCUGGAGCCACAGUCGGCUCUCUCUGGCUUGCUGGUCAUCUUGUAGGGAUGCCAGAUGCCUCCUUGCCGGGGUCCGGUUCUUGGCCUUGUCCUAAUGCUGAGUUUCAAUGGAGGCACGAUGGGAUUGGCCUGCCACGGUUUGGUUCCUGCAAUUUCUUCACAUGGAACUUGAUGCACACAGCCAAGGUCAAGGAGGAAGCUAAUUGGUGCUACAUACCAUUGCAUUCUGGUCUUCUGGCUAGCUCAUGGUGCCUCCCUCCCUCACGAUCAUGGGAGAGGGAUGGGAGCGGCCUAGAGCAACUUAAGGAUCUAACACAACUUUUUAUCACGGAGACAGUAUCUCUCUUCUUUUAAUUCAUCCACACAACACGUUGAAGGGAAGGGUGCGUGACGGCUUUCUGCGGUUGUCGCGUUCGAAAGCAGCCGGACUGUUAACCUGCAGCACUUCCUGACGAAGGCCUUCUGCACUUCUUGAAAAUGGCUUUCUCUCCGCUUCAAGACAACCAAGAGUCCACUCAGGCGCCACCUUGUUCCAUCUUCUUCUGGACGUGGACUGACACGGCUGAGCCCAACUAGCUAUGUGGGGUGCGAAAAAAGCCACUGCACUUUCAACAUUGAGACUCUUGGCUAUACUUGACGGCGUUUGGGUGAAGGAAACGGCCACUUUCCUAGGUACCUGUGGGAGGAGGAAGCUUGCUUGCUUGACCACGGUGUCGUCUUUUUCACUUUGCACUGCUCUGUUCUCCCCGCCUUGACAUCAUGCUGUGGGACAGUGCCUCUUUGAGAUACAGCAACUUGUACCAGGCCUGGAUUCCCCCUUUUUUCCCCAUCUCAUCCACCCAAGGGCCUCUGUCUGGCAAAGCCAAAUUUGUAGAAAGCCUCUAGGUGUGUUGACCUGAAUCCUUUUUUCUUUAAAUUUCAUCCUGAAGUGUCUCUCUUCUUUUGGGGGCAGGGACUUGCUUUCAUGUUACAGCAUCUCUGAUAGGUUGGGGGGCUUAAGAAUUAAGAUUUGUGUCCGGAACACCCCUGCCUGUUCCUUUUGCUUAUUUUUUUUUCUUUUUGUCAUCGUCAUUCUCCUAGAUCAGAUUGGCAAAAUAGCGGUAGAACAAAGGCCUGCACAUUUUCUUUACCACCCAGUGUGGAUUGUUUGAAGGGCACCUCACCUCACCUUUCUUCCAGGUGUAUAAAUCACCUUCUCAAGGCCAACAGGUCUCCAGUCUAGCAUAUCCCCUCAUCUUUCUCCGUCCCCAUUACUCUGUACUCGAAUCCAGCGUCACUCCCUCAUCUGCUAUGCUGUGUGGGCUCUGCCACAUUUUCCGUCCUUGUGGCCGCCAUUUUGUUUCUGUUUACAUUGUGCAACAUGCAGCGGCCCGAGGAAGCUGCAUGGGCACGACUGGGGGAGGGGGCUGCGCCGGUGGCUGCAGAGGGCAGCUUCCAAUGAUGUAGGGAUAAUGGCAAUGAGAAAGGAUUAGAGGAGAGGGUUUGGUGGGAUUCCAGAGUGGCUCAGCGGGCCUGAGAGAGGGAGGGACGUGAAGGGAAAGGCCUCCCCAUGAGACCAAAAAGAGGUCGCUCGUUGUACCUUGACUUCUGACAGCUCAGGAGCUGGGGCCAUUUCCCCUUCCUGGGAAUUCUCCAUGCCUCUCAGUGUUUCCUUGACAGCCAAAUCCUUACAGGGGUCCCCCUCCCCCCUCCAUUGGCCUUCUUACACAUUUUUUGUUCCAUGCUAGGGUUGCAGAGUUGAGGAAGGCUCUCCCUGGAAGAAAGAAUAGCACCUCUCUGCUCCUAUAGACAGGGCUGCCCCUCCCAAGAGAUGCCCUUGUACCACCUUUGUCGACUGUUCCGCAUUAGAACCAUUUACUCCUUUAGAACUAAAGCUACCAAUAUUUGUGUGUGUGUUUUGUAAGUGGGUGUAGUACUGUGUUCUUAGCACUAGUGUGAAAAGCACAAAAGCAAAGCAAAGGAUAGAUCACCAGGGAAUCAAUAAAUCCUAAACUAUCCCUCCUGCCCGUGACUAAGGCAUCGUAACCAACCCUCUAUGAUUUCUGCUGCCAGUAACCAAAAUUCCCUGUCUUGUUCUUGGGUUUUUAGUGGCUCUGCAUUCUUCUUGUAAUGUAAAUUAGGAAAUAACUGGCAUUUUGCAGGCAUAAGAGGACAGGCGAAGUUGGAAGGAGUGGCGUUUUGCAGAAGCAAUGUCUUCCGAAUUCUCUGCCAAGAUGUUCCACCUGCAUUGGUUCCAUCUUUUGAACAGGAGAUUUCAAGAUCCGGAAUGCAUAUGGUCAAAAUUCAGCAAGUGCAAGCAGGUAGAAUCUUGAGGAAUUUCACACUAAGCUGUAGAGAUGCAGGGCAGUUUACACUGGUAAUUUCUGCGUCCCUGAACUGUGCCAAACGUCUUGGGAGUAUGGCUGCCGGCCUGCCAUACCUUUAAACAGCUGGCCUAAAGUGUUGUUGUUAUCGACAUACACUCCUCUUUCUAGGAAGAUGUUUCCGUGACAUGUGAGACUUCAAAACGACUAAUCUUUGGGUCACUAAUCAUAGUGUGAAAGAAGAUACUGGGGGCUGCUUAUCAUGUUGCAUGUCCCCCAACCCCCAUUUGCAUUUUUAAUGGCUGUAGGGAAGACACACAACUGAUAAUGUGAAGUAUGGGAUGUAUGGACAUGGUUCUGGGGGCACUGUAAAAUGUAGGAUUCUUCUACUGGCAAUUCACCCAUCUAAUGAUAGGAAUGCAAGUCCAUUCAGCUAUUUCCCUACACAAGCUUUUGUGUCGGGGCAUCUUUGGGAUCAAACUAGACAUUACAGUAUAGCACAGCUGCUGCUGAAAAUGGCAGCUGUGUGUCUAGUUUCCUCCAAUAAUAUCUGUCCUGACAUGACAUUAUUGGUUUCUUCAAUCCAAAUAAUCGGUAGCCACUGCCAAGGAAAUGUGGCAGAUCAAUAGUAAGUUUACAACAAGCUAUGGAAGGGGGAAACUGGACACGCUGCUUCCAUUUUUGCCUGCAGCCGGGUGUAUUCCGAGCCACCUAGUUUGGCCCUUGGUCAAGGUGAGAAUUUAUCGCCAGCUGUUCAGUUCCUUGAACUCUAGACACCCUUUCACCAUCUUCCUUUUCCUCAGCAGUGCUAGGAUGUGAAUGCAUUGGAAUCCAAUGGUACCAUUACUUGAAAGAGAGAAAUUGAGAGCUGUAGCCAAAGUUGGGGUGUUGGGAGUCCACCCUGGUUUGUUAGCCCUGAUUUUGAAGGGAGGAAGACAUGAAUGGGGGGAGGGGUGGGUGAAGCAGAAUGGAUGUACUUGUUGUGAAUCAAAAAUUAGGUGACUGUUGGUACAAAUCGCACCUUAAGUUUUGGUUGGU